CUCACAGUGCGGUCGGUGAUCGGUGUUUCUUUCCCAUCUGUUCGUCUUUUUUGUUCUUCCACCUUUCGUCGUUAAGUGUAACCGAAGGACCGUGUAUUCUUUACGUAUCCCACAACGUGUAGCAUAACACCUAGUACCUUGAGUGCUAUGCUCCACUAACUCCGUGGAAAUCAAGGGAUCAAGCUCACAGUUCCUACGUCAAUUGACCAACAAGCAAUGUCUGGCCUAAGUACACGCCCAGUUAGGCCGUAGGCCCACCGCAAGUGUCUUAAUGUCGCAAAUAAUGCUUUGCUCCCUGGCGGGGGACUCGAACGUCAACGUCAGUGAUACCAACAACAACCGCAACAAUGCCACCGAGGAAGACGAUAUAUUCCCCAUACCCACUAUAUACCGUUGUCGAGCCCCCAUCGCCAGUCUGGACUGUAUGGAGGAGUUCCAAAGCACGAAUGAACAGCUGUGCAUGCAGCUGCAACAACCGUGCUCCAAGGAACAGCUGUUGCUACAGAACAUCAACACGCCGUCCGUAACACGACAGUCGUCCACGGUGACACCGGGCCUGCGCUACCGCAACAUCGGCAAGAGCGGGCUGCGCGUCUCCAACGUAGGCCUAGGGACGUGGGUGACAUUUGGCAACAACGUCAGUGAAGAGCAAGCCGAGGCGGUGGUGCAAGCGGCGUACGAGAGCGGCAUCAACGUCUUCGACCUCUCGGAAGCUCACUGCGGCAUCCGAGCGGAACUGGAGUUGGGACACAUCCUGCAGAAGAAGGGCUGGAAACGCAGCUCUUAUAUUGUUACAACUAAGAUCUAUUGGAAUUCUAAAUCUGAAGAGAGGGGGUUGUCAAGAAAGCAUAUCAUCGAGUCAGUGCGAGCGUCACUUGCUAGACUACAACUCAGCUAUAUUGACGUCGUAAUUGUUCACAGGGCAGACCCAAUGUGUCCAACAGAAGAGGUGGUGAGAGCCAUGCACCACGUGAUUGGUCAAGGCUGGGUGAUGUACUGGGGAACGGCCAAGUGGACGCCGGUGGAAGUGAUGGAAGCCUACACCAACUGUCGUCAGUUCAACUGCAUCACUCCCAUCAUCGAGCAGACGGAGUACCAUAUGUUCUGUAGGGAGAAGACGGAACUGUACAUGCCCGAGUUGUACAACAAGAUCGGAGUGGGUCUCAUGGCGUGGUCACCACUAGCCAUGGGUUUGGUCUCCGGUAAAAUUGACGACGGUGGUUUACCGGUUCUUUCAAGAUCGUCGAUGAAGGUAAAGAACAAGUACUCUUCAUUCUCUCACAGUUGGACUGAAGACGAAACUCAGUCGACUAAAGAGGAGCGGAUGCAGCCCGAGGACAACAGACGACAGCAGGAGAAGCUGCGUGAGGUUGCGCAGGUCGCUGAACGACUCGGGUGUUCUGUUAUCCAGCUCAGUAUCGCCUGGUGCCUCAAGAACGAUAGUGUUCAGUGCCUAUUGCUGGGUGCUACCAGCGUAGAACAGCUCUACCAGGCUAUUCACAGCUUACAGAUGGUGCCGAAGCUGAACACAAACACCAUGAACGAGCUGGAGCGUAUCCUAGACAACAAGCCAUCUCGUCCACCGAUGGUGUCGACUCUGGCGCUUAGAUGACAAACAAUGUGCCCGCCGGGCGGAUCUCUGGCGGGCGACUCCUCUCCCAAGGAAGAGGACCUUCACGAGGAGUCUAAGGAACAGAAGCUUCCGUUCUGCAGCAUCCAGUGACAGUAUGAACAGUUGGACCACGUGUAGUCUGCUGAUACGUCAUAGUCUCUCACGCUGUCCACGUCGUUCUUUAGUGGACACCUCAGGACCUUCUGAAAACAGGUUUCUGAGCUCUUCUACGUUUUCAACGGCUCCCAUUUUCCCACCGCAGGAGUUGAGCAAGCUUUACUUAUAUGAGUGCGGUUGGCGUAGCUAGCUUCGUCACAGCCUAACUCUUUCUCUGGUGUACGCUGCACAGUGACAAACGGAAACAGGAGAUGGCAAGAGAAAAACAUAAACUUCUGCGUAAUAUGUAUUGCUGUGUGUCUGUAGACCAGUAAGGUUUAAUGACUUUAAAAAUGGUGUUAUUAGUCAACAAUUUGAAAAAUUCUAUGACGUCUAAGUUUGUACAACUUAAAUAGGAGAUGGCUGGGGAAAAACAUAACACUUUGUCUACUUAAAUUUAUUUAUGACUGUAAUCUGUGUAUAGAGAUCAACUAGGUUGAAUGACUUUGAAACUGUCUUAUGAGUAAAAUAAUCGAGAAUAUCUUAAACCUUUGCCCACAUUGUUCACAUGAACAGCUGUAGUUAUUCAACAUCAGCUGUUUUGACUGCUUAUGUGGUCUGUAGCUCAAGUAAUGUUCUGGAAUUUAUAAUUACGUUAUAAGUUAUAAUUACCAUUAUAUUGAGACAGGGACACAAUUCUAUUUACCUAUUCUACUUGAACAAAAUUGAAGAAAGAAUGUAGAAUGAAGUGAGAUGCCUCUAUGGCUUUGUUACUGACUAUGACCAGCUGUUUCAUUUACUAGGAGCACUAAUUACUAGGCAAGCACUGUAUUUAUAGUCAGCAUUCACAAUUCCCUCUAUCACAUUUUGAACUCCUUCUAAAAAUUACUAACCAACCACCAACAGGUAUCUGAUCUAUUCUAUUAAUAUUUAUUCAAGCCCCUGUCACAAGGAGCUGGUUUUUUCACCUCUAGUAGCUUGCAGCUAGAACCAGCAGAAAACCAGCAUCGUGACUGAUUCUCCAGCGGCCAGAAAUACUCGCAUGAGCUGGUAUCCCUAGCCGCUGGAGGUUUUAAACAGUUUAAUACCCCAAGUGCUUGUAGAGGUACUAUCAGGUCACAUGACCACCCAGCUGUGGUCUCUAGUGCCACUCCAGCUCCGUCUUACUGGAGCCAACAGUAUUGUGCUAGUUCUCGCAAUAAGAACAAAUAAAUGUAUUUAUUAAUUUAAAUUAUGGUAAUCAAGUACUGAAAUGUUUAUAUAUUAUCAUUUCAUUUUUUGCCAUGCACUCUUUUACUUCUCUGAUGGCUGAUCAUAGUCAAAACAUCAUUUUUUAUAAUAACAGACAACAUUAUAUUAAUAACAAUAGUGGCAGUUAUUAUUGUAGUUUAGAAAAUAUUUCAAAUACUUUUAUAGUGUGGUAAAGUAUUUCUGUUGAAAGAUACAGUAUUACAAUUAUUUGUUCAAAACCAGUUUCAAAGUCAAUGAGCCUGUUAUGAGACCUUAAGCAUGAUUUCUUGGUGAUUAUAAAUAAUAAGAACAAAUGUGUGAAAAAAUACUGAUUUAGAAAAAUUAAUAUUUCCUGUAUUUACUUAAUUUGAUAUGUGUAAGGUUUUAGCUAUGAAUGAUUUAUAAGUGAAUUCAUUAAUGCAUUACCGAAGGGAUUUGUUCUAAAGAAUUGUUGUAGCAUCUAUCAACACUACUAAAUAUUGAAACACUAUGUCAAGCUGUUUACCUUUAAAAUAUAGAUGAACAAGUAUCGACGUAAAAUGUGUUUGACCAUGUAAUGCAUAAAAAGUCUAUAAUCUUUGUGUUUAAACUUACACAUACAGAAGACCUUCUCUUAACAGACCCACGAUCAACUAAAGUUCAGGUUGAACGACUCCCCCAGGGCAAUAAUAGUUUGGUUAAUCCUCCCAACAGGGCCGCCCCGAGGGUAAUAAACGCCCGGGGUGAAAUUUAAAUGUUCACCCCCUCCCCAAAAAAGUAUUUGGGGGGGGGUGGGGGGGGGGGGGGUUGCGACCCUAGAAUUUGAAAAUGGUUGGUUUACAAAUCGUACCUAGGAAUCUUGAGACUUAAUACUUAAUACUGAAUACUUAAAAAGUAUUUACUUGAGACCCCAGCAGAGCAAGCAGGUUACAUGCCUCGAGUGUAUUUUAAGUUACCUGAGGUAGGUAACCUGCCGGCCAACUAGCUUCAGGUAACUGUGGCUUUAUUGCAUCAAAUUAAAUCAUGUAGCUACCCAAAAAGGUUAGUAUUUUUUUACCACACAAGGAAAAAUGAAAAUCAGAAAACUGACUAAGUAAAUGUUUGAGUGUGGUCGUACAUUUUGCGCAAAUCUUACAUUCCUGUGUGUUUGUAUUAAAUUUAGUACCUUUUAAAAAUUUGCUUCGCUGAAAUUCAAUUUUUAUGAGUUUUUGAACACAUUAUAUAUUCUUAUUUUCAAAAGUAAUAUGCAGAAAUGUAGAAGGGUCGUCUUUCUAUGGCACUGAUAAUUAAUAUUGGUUUCUAAAUAUUACAUCACUUUCAUGGUGUGUUUAGUUCAGGUUUUUAUCUACAUUAGUUUGAUGAUUCAAUGAUUCGAUGAUUGCCUGGAUGAGAGAAGGUGUUCUGUAGAGAUUUGAUUCAAAUAUUUGAUCAAUGGUAGAACAAACCAAAGUAGAGGUUAAACGGAAAUCUUAAUCACAAUUGCCUAUUUACCAACCUGACAACAAUAAAACGUCAACGCCUACACCAGGGGACGCUCAUUGCACUAAGUAGUGCCAACCGCGCAACAUCCGCUCACAUCCGAGGUUGUUAUAAGGUAGUAUAGUUUUAAGAAUGUGACAAUAUACCACAUGUAUAUCUUUUCACGAAAGCUUUACGUCACGUACGUUAUACAUGAAUAUAUCUUUUAAAUCUUCUUACUAUAUAAUUGUAAAUAUACGCUAAUAGUUAGGUACAAAUUAACAAAUUCAUAAGGCUUUUUAUAUCGACGAACCUCUUUUUACCUAGAUUGAAUAAUUUUUGCACUGCCUAGACUUUUAUGUUGGUGUUUCAGUGUGUAUAUAAUCGAGACGUUUUCGCUAACUUUGUUAUCGUGUUAAGUGUUUCUUCAGGAUUUCAAACUGUGUGAUUAAAAUCUUAAAAUAUUGUAAUUUUUAACCUUUCUUUGUUGUUGAAAAUAAAUAAAUUAAAUCCAUGAUAAAUUCCACGUUGCAAUUAAUCUGUAUUCAGUAAAAGUGAAUCAGAUUUCAUUUUCCUAUUUUGUUUCACUUUGCCAAUUUAAAAUACUAGUACUUGUCAAGUCCAAAAGAAAAAAAUUCUAAACUAUCGCAGGCUUUCUGUCUGGAUUUUAUAUCAUUAACUUGUUGACUUGAUCUAAUUUUAUGUUGGAUCUUUGAAUACAUCUUUAGAUCAUGUGUUUGAAUUUGAAACUAAAAUUUUAGUACUAUUAUAUCUACUAUAUCAAAUUUCGACUCAACUAAUUGUUCAUCGUACCUCAUUGACAUAUCACUGGCCAGUUUUCUCAAAUUAUUAACCUGUUAAAUUUUAACCCGAAGUUAUUGCUUGUUCAGUUACUUAUGGGAAGAUAUUUUAUCAAUAGUUUAUUGUUCGUAUAGUUUAUAAGUAAGUUAUAUCUAAAAAAGUGCUUGAAAACUAAUAGUGAUAAAAGUAGUAUGCAUAGGAGCGAUAAUUUAAUACAUUUAAGUAUACAUAAGACCAUUUCAUAGAUAGGCCUAUGCUAUACACGGUUUGAAAAUAUUGUAAAUACGACUUUGUUUUACCUUGUUUCUGUUAAGAUGUUUUCAUUACCGUAAUUUAUUUUUGAAUUUGUGUGUGGAUAUAAUUGUUAACGAUUUACCAUAUCUUAGUGUGUAACUUUAAUUAUUUUAUUCUAGCGUUUUGAUGUUUCGAAUCGGAAGAGGCGCUCUUAAGCUGUUUGGAAUGUAAUGAAUAUUUUCUUGACUUAUAUUUUUAACUAUAUCAAGUUAACCUGUAGAAUUUAUAGUCUUUCACUGAUUCGUAAUUCAACUAGAAAUGUGGCUCUGUGGAGUUAUUGGUUAAAAACAUUUAACACUUAAAAGUCUAAUUUAAAACUGUUUUAAAAUUAUUAUGAGUUUAUAGUAUAAUGGAGGAUAGGUCUUAUAUCUACAGAAAAUUCCCUUUAGUUGUAAACACAUUUUUUUACAAUCAAUUUUAUAAUGUUAAGCUUCAAAGUCUGUUUGGCUGUGCUGCUUAAUUUUUAUAAUUAUUUUUUAUGUUUUGAGAUUUUCCUUACAUCACAAAUUUUAAAAAAAUUCCCCAGUAGUGCUUUUAUCAAAACUAUUUUUUUGUAAUUUUUUUCUCAAAGUUUGUGUUAAAAAUAUAAGUUUAGAAAGAUAGAAGAGAUCAUUGAAUAUGUUAUGUUAAGCGAAUUUCAAAAACACUAUUCGUCAAAUUUUUAUGUACUGUAUUUAGAUGUGUUCUAAAAUACAAUAGCUCGAGUACUUGAGGUCCAUAAAUUUGGCGUAAUUGUGUUGUGCUGGACAAACUUGAAUGAGUUUGCGAGUCAGCAAGAUCGCGUAAAAUACAAAGUAUUAUAAAAGUUUUCAAAAUUUUCAAAAAUUGGUUAUUUAAAAAUAUCCAUCAUGAAAAUUCCCAAUUGUUAUUAUAACCAUUAUGUUGAGCUAAAAAAGAAAUAAUUUUGUACAUUAAGGCGGUGUGCAAUUAAAGGUUUUGGGGAGAAUUUAAUAUCUUGAAAAUAACCAAAUAACAAAACAGAGUCCACAGUUAGAGCAUAUCCAUGUAGUAAACCUAUCUUUCACUUAUGGUUGUUCCAUUUCCUACUAAUGGCAAUAUCUAGGAUAAGUGUUGGUGAUAAUUCUUUGCUGUAUGUGACCUUCUAACAAUACUAGUUUAUCAGUAAAAACAUCUUUGCUUUUGAAUUAUGCUAAUCUAAAAACUAUUAUUACUUUAAUUUCGAAAGAUGUGUUGUUACAGUAUUUUUGAUUCCCUACUGCCAUAUUUGUAAUGAGGUGGAUAUUUGGAGCAAUAGUGUAUGAAAAUCAACUGAAUGACAAAAAAUUUCAAUUUAAAAGAACUACAUUUCAAUUAUUGUUCUGUGUUUGAAGUGAUUUGGUGAUUUCUUUAUGUGUUUUUAAGAAUAAUUUAUAUAAUCGUGGAACCCUUUAGGAUUUCAAUAAAUAGAAAAUUUCAGCAAACACUAUAAAUUGACCAAACUCAAGUAUUUUUUUUUUUUUUUAAGACAUGAUAAAAUA
Messenger RNA from Macrosteles quadrilineatus (aster leafhopper), 6948 nucleotides. RefSeq names its product voltage-gated potassium channel subunit beta-2-like. The record is from RefSeq and is a predicted model, not a curated record. Gene Ontology annotation, cellular component: voltage-gated potassium channel complex; cytoplasm. The coding region runs from base 272 to 1612 and encodes 446 amino acids. Gene Ontology annotation, biological process: potassium ion transport; regulation of potassium ion transmembrane transport. NCBI's taxonomy places the organism in Eukaryota, Metazoa, Arthropoda, Insecta, Hemiptera, Cicadellidae. Gene Ontology annotation, molecular function: transmembrane transporter binding; potassium channel regulator activity; voltage-gated potassium channel activity. The transcript has 11 exons.